This is a messenger RNA of Pseudophryne corroboree (corroboree frog), 3457 nucleotides long. Its product is annotated as oocyte zinc finger protein XlCOF7.1-like. Gene Ontology annotation, biological process: regulation of DNA-templated transcription. The transcript has 6 exons. Lineage: Eukaryota; Metazoa; Chordata; Amphibia; Anura; Myobatrachidae. The record is from RefSeq and is a predicted model, not a curated record. The coding region runs from base 186 to 2246 and encodes 686 amino acids.
AGAGAAGAACCCGGACACCAAAUGAAACGCAUAACCAGGAAGUCGGCUGAAACGCAUGGACCGGAAGUGGAUUAAUUACCUAGAUUUUGUUUAGGGGUGGGGUGAUGAUACUUUUCCGGUUCCCAGACAGCUGCACUUGGAUAAGGAUUGUUGUGUUAGAACGAGGAUAAAGCCAGGUAGACACAAUGCCAAGCUGUAUCAUUCGCUCGUGUCCGUACCGAACCGGAAUUAAAACCUUGCAUCCGGACAUUAUAUUGCAUGUGUUUCCCAAAGAUAAGCAUCGCAUAAAGAUAUGGCUCGAGAGGACCGGACACGUCUUCAAGGACAUCGAUGCCUUUGCCGAGAGAGUGUUUGAGACGAAGAAGAACGAUAACUACCGCCUUUGUUCUGCACACUUUACAGAGGACUGCUAUGUGCACGCCGGGAGAACCAAGGUGCUGAAAGCAAAUGCCGUGCCCAGCAUCUUCCCUCCAGGUGACAAGCUGAUCGAGGAAACGUUUCGCCAGCGCGCCAGCCGAAAGACACGAAUGAAUCGCAUACUGAAUAGCCUGAAUGCUUCUAAAUUAUGUGUCACUGGAACUCCAGCUAUAAAUGUGCUUAGCACAGUAAAGAAUCCAUCUACGAUAAGAACCGAUGUUGGAACGCAGACGGAGACCUUUCGCUCUACCGGUCAUCAAGGUGUUCAAGUGCCAGAGUUUGCUUUCCAAGAGGCCGGGAUAGUGCAACAAGACUUUGCGUAUGGUUCCUCCGAGCAUCUCUUGCAGCAGCCGGUGACGUCAGGUGACGGUGAUAUCUGCCGGCAGGGGAGAGAGUUUUGGACUGAUUACCCCUCUGAUUUGCUGAGGAUGGACAAGGACGGGAGUCACAUGACUGAGAGGAUAUUAUGUCUCACCCUGGAGAUCAUCUACCUGCUGACCGGACAGGAUUACACAGCGUCACAGUUGAUGUCUGGUGACUGUCUCAGAUGCAGCAAUAUCUCAGGAGGACUGAGCAGGACCCAGAACUUCAUUACUGAGCCUCCACCUCACUCACUGAUACAUGAGAGAGACAAUGACCAUAAGAUCCUGGAACUCACCAACAAGAUCAUUCAUCUGCUGACUGGAGAGGUUCCUGUAAGGUGUCAGGAUGUCGCUGUCUAUCUCUCCAUGGAGGAGUGGGAGUAUAUAGAGGAGCACAAGGAUCUAUACAAGGACGUCAUUAUGGAGAGUCACCGUCCCUUCACAUCACCAGAUUUAUCUAAAUACACUGCAACUCAUUCUCCAUCAACUCAUAUUAAGAAGGAGUCUGUCUCUUAUGAAGAAGGAAACUUACAACACACUGACCUUUAUACUCCCACAGAUCAUACACAGUAUACAGCUACUCUUAUUAAGCAGGAACCAGUCUCAUGUGACGGAGGAAAUCUCCCACAGACUGAUAUAUAUAUCCCCACAGAUCAUAUCCAAUAUGCCGCUCCUCCUUUUAAUGCAGAAUUUCUCUCACGUGAAGAAGGAAACCUCACAUACACUGACACCUCUGUACAUACAGAAACCUGUGCUCCUCCAGAUCUCACGGUGAAUAAAAGUAACUGCAAUGGAGAAACAAAUGUUAACUCCACAAUAACAAACACAAUGGAAACGUCCAUAACAUCCAGUUGUCAAAAAUGGUUUAUCAGUAACUCUGGUUUUCAAAAUCAUGAGGGAGAUCAUAUGCUGAAUCAAUAUUUUGUCUGUUCUGUAUGUGGGAUGGCCUUCACUGUAAAAUCGCAGUUUGUCAUACACCAGGGGACUCACACAGGAGAGGAACCACUUUCUUGCUCCAAGCGCGGCAAAUGUUUUGGUACUACGUCAAAUCGAGUUAAACUUCAGAGAACUCGUGCUGUGGAGAGCCCAUAUUCUUGCACUGAAUGUGGGAAAUGGUUUCCUCAGAAAUCCAAUCUUUGCAGACAUCAGAGAACUCACAAAGGAGAUUAUCCUUAUUCUUGCACCCAGUGUGGGGAAUGUUUUACUAAGAAAUCCCAUUUUCCCCUUCAUCAGAGAACUCACACUGGGGAGAAUCCAUAUUGCUGCACUCAGUGUGGGAAAUGUUUUACUAAGAAAUCACACCUUUCCGGACAUCACAGGACUCAUACUGCGGAGAAGCCACUCUGUUGUUCUGAAUGUGACAAAGGCUUUGCCAAUAAAUCAGAACUUGCAGAACAUCAGAUAAUUCACAUUGCAGCAACACCACAACCCUUGAAUGAGCCUUCAAAGUGUGAAAGGCUUUACUGAGAAAUCACAUCUUGCUACACAUGUGAGAGAACCCCUGUACUUUCUCCGCAUGAUAGAAUUCAUAUUAAAAUGCCAUUCUUGCUCUGAAUGUGAGAAGGGUAAUAUCCGGAAAUCCAAUGUAUAUACACCAUACAGUCCUAUUUUUGAGACUGCAUAUAGGGAAUUUUUUAAUGUAUUUAUUUUAGCUAUCAUAUAAUUAAUGGAGGAAUAAAACCAUGUGCUGACUGAAUAUUGGAAUAUUUUGCUAUUUUUAUUAAGUAAUAGUAGUUCUCGAUCUGGCAUCUGCAGGGUCAACCUCACCCAGCUGCCAUCCCUGUCUCACACGCCUCUUCCUAGCAUGCUCUAUGCCUCCUUCCUCCCACUCCCUGCCCUGACCCACUGACACUUUGCCCUCUCUCCGCCCCCUGCCCUCUCUCUCCCAAUCUCUGCCCCCUCCCUCCUGCUUUCUCCCUUUUGCUUUUGGUCCUACUCCCAUUCCAUUACUAAUAUUUACCUUCCUCCAAUCCCAGUCAUCUUGGCGAGCCAUGCCCAUCAGGUGUGACAUUGCAUGAACCACAACCGCAAUUAGGUCAUUGCGCAAACGUGUGUGAUGACCUAAUUUAAAUCAGGCUAUUUUAAAAUAAUAGUUUGCCGGGUUCACUUGACCAAGAAAGCAUUUUAUUGCUUUGAGUGUGGAAAAUGUUUUUAGUCUUCCGAAUGCAAUAGUUUGGCCUUCCGUGCCACAUGGUGGUCUACAAAAGCACCCUUUGAAGGAGAAAAUAAUUUUAGAGCACAGGUUCUCAAACUCAGUCCUCAGGACCCCACACAGUGCAUUUUUCCAGGUCUCCUCACAGAAUCACAAGAGAGAUAAUUAUCUCCACCUGUGGACCUUUUAAAAUGUGUCAGUGAGUAAGGAGUACACCUGUGCACCUGCUGGGUUACCUGCAAAACAUGCACUGUGUGGGGUAAUGAGGACCGAGUUUGAGAACCACUGUCUUUGAAAAUAAAAAAAUUAUUCUGUAGCUGUGAGUUUAUUUCUAUUGGUUGAAUACGAUAUCCAUGCAGGGAAUAUUUGAGUAGUUGGUUGUUACUACUGAGUCGCCUUUCUUUGUAGUAGUUUAUUCUUUAAGCAAUAGGGAGCACAUUUACUAAUACAGAAGUGUUAUUCUUUAGAAUGUAUGGUUUCUGUAGAUAUGUAUUUAUAAUAUUAAAUUAAUAAUAUGUUUAUUUCA